Messenger RNA from Cotesia congregata, 1242 nucleotides. The record is from the annotation of a GenBank genome assembly. Lineage: Eukaryota; Metazoa; Arthropoda; Insecta; Hymenoptera; Braconidae.
AUGAUUCCAACAAAUGAAAGUUACGAGCUCAAAGAAGUAAAAUCUCUCAUCAAAGCUUUGAUCAUCUCAAAUAAGGGCGGGAUGCCAAUUAACAAAAUCGAUGAUGAGUAUCACUGUCAAACGGGUGACUUUAUUCCAUACCUUCGCUUAGGUUUCACCUCUCUUUACGACAUGCUUCGUAAUUUUAACGGCAUAAGAACAGAAAGGAACGAGCUUGGAGACGUCGUUUACAGGGUUGUGGAUCUAGGACGCAUGGCGCACAUCGAUGACCUUGUGAGGAAGCAAAAAGAUGAAGUAAUUCGACCUGAUCGAAAACGAAAGGAUCGUCUCACCCGACUUAACAACAACCAACCACAACCACCCAAAAAAGCUAAAAACACUCAUCCAGCGUUUAAUAAUUUUAUCUCUGAAGGAGAGGAUUCUGCGUAUGAAUCAACGGCGUACGACGAUGACAACCAGAGUCCCAUAAGAAUUGAAGAUCCUCCUCGGGAUUUAUUACAUGUUCACGAACCUUUGAUGAACGGUCAACAGUUGAUCGGAGACGAUUUCUUUUUACAACUCGCAAUUCGCAAUUUAAGACGUCCAAUCUGGAGAAAAGCUCCAUGCACAGCUCUUCAUUGUGGAUUGUGUAUUUCUGGAAUGACGAUUCGUGCGCUCACCAACAAGAUUCGCCGUAUCAAAUCGAUGUCUAAUAAAAUUAUUAUAUUAAUUGGGGCUGAAGACGUCUACAAGGGUCAUUCAUUUGAUGAAAUGAAGUGGGACUUUGACGAUAUGAUAGAUUUAUUGCAUGUGCGGUUCGCUUUUUCACGUGAUGCAAUAAAAUUAUGUACCAUUCCACCACUGGCCAACCUGGGAGUCUAUUCCAACGGAAAUAAGCUAGAAGCACUCCGUUGUUUCAAUAACUACUUAAGAUGCUUCGCUUCCAGUAAUAAUUAUGGUUUAGUGGAUUUCUCCACCCACAUGACCAACCCAAAUUUGGACACAGAGUGGGACUUGUUCCAGCUGGAUGCCAGAAUGGUUUCUGGAAGUAGUCAUCCUUACGUUCUCUGGAACAAACGAGGUAGAUGUCUCGCUGUCAAUCUGCUGGCUCGCCCAGCUGAACCUAUUAAUAACGAUAAUGAUAAUUACAAUAAUUGUAAUAAAUACAAUGAUUGUGAUAAUUACAACAAUUGGGAUAAUUACAAUAAUUGUGAUAAUUACAAUAAUUAUGAUAAUUACAAUAAUUUGAAUUAUUGUUAUUAA